Messenger RNA from Lathyrus oleraceus (garden pea), 1929 nucleotides. RefSeq lists its product as uncharacterized. NCBI's taxonomy places the organism in Eukaryota, Viridiplantae, Streptophyta, Magnoliopsida, Fabales, Fabaceae. Bases 1 to 1929 code for a protein of 642 amino acids. The transcript has 3 exons. The record is from RefSeq and is a predicted model, not a curated record.
AUGGAAGUCUUACAGUUAUGGCGUGCUCCAUUAUGUCCUCAUGCUCCUGAAAUUAAGAAAGAAGCAAAUGAGACUGAGGAAGCUUCUAGACAUGCAGAUGUUGUCAUGAAAGAUACUUUUGCUCAGCUGGAUCGAGGCAAGCAAGUUGUUUCUGAAGAGCAACAGAAAGCUCAAGAUUGGAUACAAUUUCAGAACAGGAUUAUUAGUAGAUCAUCAACAAACAUAAAAGAAAUAGUGAGAUAUUCCAGUGUGUCCAUUGUUGAUGAAGUUAAUAAUGAUGAUGUUGAUAAUCUUGAAGAAAUUAAUAAUGAUGAUAAUAAUGUUGAUUAUGAUAUAUUUGAUCCAAGAAAUUGGGAUCGUCUUCAACCUAAAAUGGUUGAUUUAUUAGUUGCGAAAGGUCCUAAAGGAGAUAAUUCUAUUGUGAAAGGUCCUAGAGAUAGUUUGAAUAGACGCUUUAUGACUAAUUUGUAUACUAGAACUUUAGCAAAUGGAGAGAUGUGUGAUAGAGAUUGGCUUAUUUAUUCGAAAGAGCUUGAUAGAUUAUUUUGUUUUUGCUGUAAAGUUUUUAAAAAUGGGAUUUCUAGGGGACAAUUAGCAAAUGAGGGUUAUAGUGAUUGGGUACAUGUUGGUGCAAGAAUUAAAGAGCACGAGUUAGGUAUGGAACAUGUUAAAAAUAUGACUAUUUGGUAUGAGUAUCGUCAAAGGCUGCAAAAAUUUCAAACUAUUGAUAAAGCGACUCAAAGAUUAAUUGAGAAAGAAAAGAAUCAUUGGAAAAAUGUUUUAAAAAGAGUUAUUUCAAUAGUGAAGUUUAUUGCUAAACAUAAUUUGGCCUUUCGUGGUUCUAAGGAGAAAUUGUACGAAGAUAGCAAUGACAAUUUUUUGGGUUUGAUUGAAAUGUUAGCUGAAUUUGACCCAAUCAUCCAAGAACAUGUUAGACGUGUUGCAACUCAAAAAAUUCACAUUCAUUAUCUUGGAAAUAAAAUACAAAAUGACUUGAUUUCAUUGCUUGGUUCUGCGAUUAAAAUUGAAAUCAUUAGAAAAAUUAAACAGGCAAAGUAUUUCUCAGUGAUACUUGAUUGUACUCCUGAUAUUAGUCACCAAGAGCAGAUGUCUUUGAUAAUAAGAUAUGUGGAUAUUUCUUCAGCUUCUAUUAGUAUUGAGGAAUCAUUUUUAGGAUUUUUGAAUGUGAAUGAUACAACUGAUAAAUGGCUUUUUGAUGUUUUACAAAAUGAAUUGAAAGAACUUGGUCUCGACCUAUUUGAUGUGAGAAGGCAAGGUUAUGAUAAUGGGUCAAAUAUGAAAGGAAAACAUCAAGGUGUACAAAAGAGAUUUUUAGAUAGGAAUCUGAGAGCCUUUUAUACUCCUUGUGGUUGUCAUAGUCUUAAUUUGAUAUUGUGUGAUAUGGCUAACUCUUGUAAUAAAGCUAGGAUUUUUUUUGGAGUUAUUCAACGCAUUUAUACAAUUUUUGCCAAUUCUACUAAGAAAUGGAAAAUUUUGAAAGAUAAUGUAAAGGGGUUGACACCAAAAUUAUUGUCAUCCACUCGUUGGGAGAGUCGUGUAGAAAGUGUCAAAGCUAUAAGAACUCAAAUGUUAGAUUUUACAGAAGUUUUACUUGAAGUGUCAGAAAAUGAUCUUGAUCUUAAAAUACAAAAUGAAGCUAAAUCCCUAGCAACAAAUAAGCUUGAUGAUUUUGAGUUUUUGAUGGCCAUAAUUAUUUGGUUUGAAAUAUUAUUUGCAAUUAAUUCUGUUAGCAAGCUUUUACAGAAAAAAAAUAUGCUUAUUGAUGUUGCUAUGAAAAACAUAAAGGGGUUGAUUUUAUAUUUUGAGGAAUAUAAAGAAACAGAUUUUUAUAAGGCAUUGGUUAACGCUAAAGGAAAUUGCGAUGGAAUUGAAUAUUGCCCCAACAUUUCCUCAAAGGCGUAUAAUUAA